This is a messenger RNA of Archocentrus centrarchus (flier cichlid), 1744 nucleotides long. Its product is annotated as zinc finger and BTB domain-containing protein 14-like. The record is from RefSeq and is a predicted model, not a curated record. Gene Ontology annotation, molecular function: protein binding; DNA-binding transcription factor activity, RNA polymerase II-specific; RNA polymerase II cis-regulatory region sequence-specific DNA binding. The transcript has 10 exons. Lineage: Eukaryota; Metazoa; Chordata; Actinopteri; Cichliformes; Cichlidae. Bases 151 to 1458 code for a protein of 435 amino acids. Gene Ontology annotation, biological process: regulation of transcription by RNA polymerase II.
GGUUUGGCGCGCUGCCUGCGUGCCUCCGCAGAGUGUGCGUGCUGGCGCAAAGCUCGUCACCGUCACAACAACAACAACAGGAGGACAAAGUGUCCCGACCCCCCCACAGGAGCCUCUCCCCCCGCAGGACACCCUCGGACCCGUGUCACGAUGGCGGAGACAGUGAAAUACGUGGACGAUGAACAUAAGAGCAUCUUCCUGAAGCUGCUGAACGAGCAGCGGCUGGAGGGCGAGCAUUGCGACAUCGCCGUAGUCGUCGAAGAUGUCAAGUUCCGUGCCCACCGCUGCGUCCUCGCCGCCUGCUCUAACUACUUCAAAAAGCUCUUCAAAAAACAUGAGGUGGACAACUCAUCGGUGAUCGAGAUCGACUUCAUCCGCUCCGACAUCUUUGAGGAGGUUCUAAACUACAUGUACACAGCGAAGAUCUCUGUGAAGAAGAAGGACGUCAACCUGAUGAUGUCAUCAGGACAGAUCCUCGGCAUCCGCUUCCUUGACAAACUCUGCUCUCAGAAACGAGACGUGUCAUCGGAGGACAAAGAGAAGUUUCCAUAUGACAUCGUGAAGAUGGCGCUACCACCCGAGGCUCAGCUAGCCGCUGACUCUGAGGUGCUCGGCGAGCACGAUGACACACCCACUGCAGAUGACCUUGUGGAAGCGUCGUCCAAUCAGGAGCUGGAUAAGUCUCCGAGCGCAGCGCUGCAUGUGCAGGAGGCGAUCCUGAAGGAACUGACCAAUGAGGAUGUGCACAAGGUAACCUGCUAUGAUCAGGACGUGGUGACGGAGAUGGAGGCGGAGCCUAAAGAGCUCGGAGCAGAGCAUCACGCCACACAGACACUCACAUUUGCAGACAGCAUGGGGGAAGUGAAGGACGAGCAGCCGCCCGGAUGGUCGACAGCAACCACCGACAUGAAGUUUGAAUACCUGCUGUACGGACACCGCGAGCAGCACGCCUGCCAGGUGUGUGGGAAGACCUUCCUGGAUGAGAGCCGACUCAGGAAGCACGAGAAGCUUCACUCAGCCGAGCGGCCCUUUGCCUGCGAGAUCUGCACCAAAGCUUUCACCACCCACGCUCACCUGAAAGAACACCUGAAGAUCCACACGGGCUUCAAACCCUACAGGUGUGACGUUUGUGGGAAAUCGUUCAUUCGAGCUCCAGAUCUAAAGAAACAUGAACGGGUUCACAGCAACGAGCGGCCCUUUGCCUGCCAGAUGUGUGAAAAGGCUUUUAAACAUAAGUCUCACCUGAAGGAUCAUGAGAGGAGACACAGAGGAGAGAAACCAUUCGUCUGUCCAUCUUGCACCAAGGCCUUUGCCAAGGCGUCUGAUCUGAAGCGUCAUGAGAACAACAUGCACAGUGAGAGGAAGCAGCUGAAUCCUCUGCAGAGCGACACUGAAACUCUGCAGGCCGCAGCCAUGGCUGCUGAGGAGCAACAUCUGGACUCCAUCAGCUGCUCCUAACAUCUGGACAUCCCUGUAACAUUUGAAUGGACUUUGGUUCAGUUUGGUAGAAGCCUUUUUUCCUGCGCCGAGUCAAUGCACAUGAACUAUCCACGAGAUGAAUUGAGACUCAGUGGUCAUGUGACCCACGUGUUGUCAUGUGACCUUCUUUGGUUACGUAUGAUUUGUACCUUGUCUUUUCAGUUUGAACCCUUCACUUUGAAACUGUAAAUAAAAAACUUCUGCUCAGUUUCAUGAGCACCGGGAGAGAGGACGAACAGUUUAAAUAAAGAGAUAUUAAACUUUA